GGACGGAAGUGCGGUCCGCGUGACGUCAUCAGCAGGUUCCUGUCCGCAGCGGCGCUCCUGGCGUUGUGUUAUUAUUCGGUUUAAUCGCUAAAUCUCAAUCAAUCCGACCGUUUACUGCAUUAGACGGGCAUUAUUCGUCCUUCUCGUGUGAUUAACGGCUGAUCGAAGCGCGUCGAACGCUGCACUGAGGCGCGAUGACGUCACCGGGGGGCGGGGCUCUGGCCGCGAGGGGCGGAGCCACGGUCAAGAGGAUGAAGUGGUCUCUGGAGCUGAGCCUGGGCAACAGCAGGAACCGUGGCGACAGGCAGAGCAAGGACGGAGACGUCAUGUAUCCGGUGGGAUACUCGGAUAAACCGGUCCCGGACACCAGCGUGCAGGAGGCCGACCGCAACCUGGUGGAGAAGCAUAAACGACAGGCUCUCGUGUGUGUGUGUGUGUGUGAAGCGUUUAAGCUGUUGGAGAGCUCCAGUCAGCAGUGGCUGCAGGGUCUGGUGUAUCUGAUCGGGAAUCUGCUGGGAUCUGCACUGGCCAUCUACAAGUGUCAAUCAAUGGGGCUCCUCCCGACGCACUCAUCUGAUUGGCUGGCGUUCAUAGAGCCGCCUCAGAGACUGGAGAUCAUGGGCGGAGGGAUGGUCAUGUGACGCUCUCACACACACACACACACACACACACACACACAGACACAGUGUAUUUAACAAGAACAGUUUAACCCCAUCUAUGCUGAUAAUUAGGUUAUAGUGAUGAUUUGUAGUGAUGCUGAUGUGUGUUGUUUUGUUUUGUGGUUUGCUUCAAAUUAAUAAAGUUUGUUUACCGGCCUUAAAGGUGCCAUAGAAUGGAAAACUGCAUUUA
Molecule: messenger RNA, 849 nt
Organism: Sinocyclocheilus anshuiensis
Lineage: Eukaryota; Metazoa; Chordata; Actinopteri; Cypriniformes; Cyprinidae
Gene: emc4
Product: ER membrane protein complex subunit 4
Exons: 5
Coding region: 195-641 (148 amino acids)
Source: RefSeq, a predicted model, not a curated record